AUGAGCACGAACGUAACGGUCAGUCAGAACCUGGCGGUGCUGGCACAAGAGACAGAGCCCUCGACGACAGGGCUGGUCUUGCAAUGUAUCUUGUACGGCGUAUAUGCGCUACUAUUCCCUCCAACAAUUCGUGCGAUCUUAGAGCGCCGUCCGCGCAGCCGGCCAUGGAUCGCGCUCAUGGUGACCACGAUUAUGAUGUUUAUCAUGUCGAGCGUAUGUUUGCUGCUCGAAGUCAUCAACACCAUGGGUCUCUUCGAGGGAAUCCUCCUCGAGACGCGCGGCGCCUUCCAAGACCCGACCGCGUGGUAUAGCUUCAAGGGCGCGAACGACCGCACACUGGCGCAAGCUGCGAUAUUCUCCUUCGAAUUCAUGAUCGGCGACGGCGUCGUAGUUUGGCGCGGAGCGGCACUGUGGGGGUACAGCUGGAUAUGUAUGGCGAUCAUGUUACUCCCGCUUCUCGGAGACUUGGCCGUCUACUUAUACUUUUUGGGAUGCGAAGGCCAAUCAGAGUGGUGGUAUAUCGCUGGGACACAGGCUAAGCACUGCAACGAGUCGCAGCGCGCGAUGUUCCUGCUCUCCUUCUCGACCAAUCUCAUUGCAACCGGCUUUAUCGCGGCGAAGGCAUGGCAACACCGCGGCGCCUUUAGAGCGCGACCGACGUCGAUGUCAGGUUCUGGGAAGCCACGUCGCACGGCCGCGCAGAAGGUCAUGCUUCUGCUCAUCGAGUCCGGCUUCGUAUACCUCAUAUUCUGGGCCGCAUGCAGCUUCACCUACUUCCCCUUCGUGCAGGGCUUGGCCUCUCCUUCGUACUUCAUGACGAACAUCUUCAAUUCGAUCCGCUAUCAGGUCGUGGGCCUCUACCCGACGAGCAUAGUCUACCUCGUGCAGCGCGAGCGCACGAACUGGAUCGCUCCCGAGGUCGACGAGUCGCUGCACUUCAAGGCUGCGACGCGGGAGAAGCGCGACGAGACGACGACCGGUAUCACGACAAGCGGCUAUGUGCCGACGAUGAGCAAGUACGACGGCGUUGAGACCCAGGGAGAGACAUCGUCGAGCAAGAGCCCGAUAAGCGACACGCCGGGGUUGAGCCCCAUAUCUAUUAGGGCGCCGUCGGGGAGAGACCUCAAGCGCGGGUCGCAUGUCGUGGCGGCGUCGAAUGGGAGCUCGGAGGGGACGAGCACGACGCUGAGCGUGCCGGGGGAUUCGCCUGUGUGA
Molecule: messenger RNA, 1215 nt
Organism: Schizophyllum commune H4-8
Lineage: Eukaryota; Fungi; Basidiomycota; Agaricomycetes; Agaricales; Schizophyllaceae
Exons: 10
Coding region: 1-1215 (404 amino acids)
Source: RefSeq, a predicted model, not a curated record